This is a messenger RNA of Brachypodium distachyon (stiff brome), 1413 nucleotides long. RefSeq lists its product as uncharacterized. The transcript has a single exon. The coding region runs from base 143 to 1066 and encodes 307 amino acids. NCBI's taxonomy places the organism in Eukaryota, Viridiplantae, Streptophyta, Magnoliopsida, Poales, Poaceae. The record is from RefSeq and is a predicted model, not a curated record.
UCCACGGGCAGAGUUGACCGCCUCUCCCAGUCCCCGCCGCCGCGCCGCGUUCCUCGCCGCGCCCACCCGUCGUUUUCUCGAUCUUGUCCCAAAGCCUCCCUUCCUUCCUUCCCCACUCCUCGGAAAUCGUGCUCCACCACCGAUGGCGGAGGCGCUGCUGCUCGCGUGCCACAUCCUCCUCGCGCUCGCCCUCCUCUCCUCUUCCCUCUCCCACCUCCUCCUCGCCGCCGUCGCCCACCUAUCCCCGGCGCACGCGAACCACCACCGCUGCCUCCGUUUCCUCCGAGAACACCCGACCCUCCGCCUCCUCCCCGUCCUCGCCGCGACCCCCUUCCCCUUCCUCCCCGUCGCCCCGGUCUCCCGCCUCCUCCCGUUCCUCCUCCUCCCUCCCCUCCUCCUCCUGCUGCCGCUCCCCUUUCUCCCUUCCUGCCACCAGCACCUCCCGCUAGUCCUCCGCCCGCUCCUCCUGUCCCUCCCGCUCUCCCUCCUCGCCCGCGCGGGGGCUUUCCUCGCCGCCGCGUUCCCCUCCUCCGACCUCCAGGCCCACGCGCUCUCCGUCGCGGCCCUCGUUCUCCUCGCGGCCGCCGCGGCCUCCCUCGUCUCCGCGCUGUCGCCCCCCAGAACCCACCACCACUUGUUGGCCGAGACGGCGCUCGCCUUCGCGGGAGCUGUCGGGGGUCUCUGGUCGCUCCAGACCGGCCUCAGCCUCUACGUCGACUCCUGUGUCCCAGCCGGCUGCCACCGGCUAAUGGACGCGGCCCUCGCGCCGGCCACGCGCUGUGAUGUCGGCGAAGUCAGGCUCCGGGCUGUGGCUGUCAUGGACCUCAUGCUCUCCGUGCAUUGCGUGAUUGCGGCGGCUGCUGUGGCCGGUUUGUACCUUGGGGUGGCAAGGUGGUGCGGAGUUGACGCUGGGGGUGGUGGUGCAAGCGUGGGGACGGGUAGGAGGCAUAAUGGUGUUGGAGGUUCUUAUGAAGCCCUUCCUACGGUGGCAUCGUCGGGGGCUGUUGCGGAGAUGGAGCAUUUGCCGAUGAAGGGUGUAGGUGGCAAGAGUGUGGCACAAGAAUGAGGAUGAGUUGCGCCCAUUCACUAAUUAACUAGGUAUAUUGUGAUCCUCUGAUGUCAAUUGAUAUCGCUUAGAUUCCACCGUCUGAAAAACUUAGCUGUAUGGGUGGAUUUUUUAGUUGAAAGGGUGGCUGAAUAUUUCGACGAAUUGGAGAUCAUUAGUUGCUAGGGUAGAUGGUUACUGAAAUCUGUGAUAUCCAUUGUCCAAUGGAGAAUAAUGUGGAGCAUGGUCAUUGAUGUGCAUCAUCCACCAACCACAUUGCACCGUUGUUCUUUACAGUAUGACAUUUGGUAGCCUUGUACAGUUGUUAUGAAAUAUUUACUUUGCAUCAUUCUUGUUUGUUCUUGUUA